AUGGGACCUCCCACCGCCAUCGUCACCGGUGGCUUGUCCGGCAUAGGAAACGCCCUAGUCCGACACCUCGUCUCGCUGAACUGGCGCGUCGUCGUCGCCGACAUCAACCCCCCAAGGAGUCCCUGCCGGAGACGACCAGGCCGACCUGUUCAAGCAAGCGUAUGCGUGGAGCGGGCGGCUGGAUUUGUGGCGCUCAACGCGGGUGUCGACCAUGGAGACGACGUGCUUGAGAAUCUCUCGGGCGAUGUGGACAGGCCGCCGUCGAAGCCGGAUACGCGGCCGUUUGAGGUGAAUGUUACUGGGGCCUUCUACGGCAUCAAACUCGCUGCGCAUUACAUGACAGUGCCGAGCACCCACGCCGGCACACCUAAAUCGGGUGGCAAAAUCAUCAUCACCGCCUCCGGGGGCGGCAUCUUCCCCAUCCCCAUCCUCGCGCAGCACACGGCCAGCAAGCAUCCGCUGAUCGGGCUCGUGUGA
This is a messenger RNA of Cladophialophora immunda, 477 nucleotides long. RefSeq lists its product as uncharacterized. The coding region runs from base 1 to 477 and encodes 158 amino acids. NCBI's taxonomy places the organism in Eukaryota, Fungi, Ascomycota, Eurotiomycetes, Chaetothyriales, Herpotrichiellaceae. The transcript is spliced from 3 exons. The record is from RefSeq and is a predicted model, not a curated record.